Molecule: messenger RNA, 1340 nt
Organism: Plectropomus leopardus (leopard coralgrouper)
Lineage: Eukaryota; Metazoa; Chordata; Actinopteri; Perciformes; Serranidae
Gene: rccd1
Product: RCC1 domain containing 1
Source: RefSeq, a predicted model, not a curated record
GCAUUGUAAACAGCGUGUCCAAUGCGGUGGUUCGGGUUUGGUUUUAACGCGUUUGGACAGAUAUAUGUCCACGAAAAAUUAAUCAAAGGCGAGUGUAGCGACUCCGUUAAGGAAGUUAAAGUGAGUAAACCAACAGAAGUCACCAGUCAGGUGCACAGACGUGACUGCAGCUUGAGUACUGAUUUUCAAAUUAGAGCAAGUUGGAGUCGAAGAGCAUCUUUGCAUUUGGAUGGGGACAGCUGUGUGUGUCUGGCAGGUUUUGUCCCCGGUGAGUCCACUGCUCCUCUGACAGAGAGCCGCGGCUGUGCAGACGCCAUCAUCACUGAAACACACCUGAGCAUCGCUUUCUCAGACAGAGUUGAGUCCUGGGAUCUGCAGAGCAAAGACAAGAGUCCAUCAUGGAGCAUGGAAAUAAAAACACACUCAGAGAGCUCUGGAUCCAUUGUGAAGCUCCCAUUGGUUCCUGGGGGUUAUAUAGCCACGAAACCGCCUCUGUACCGCUCCUUAUCACCACACCUGAGAGCCAAGAGUCUGGCUCUGAGUUCAGAGCAUGCCGUCCUUCUCAGUGCCUCUGGAGCUGUGUACACUUGGGGACUGGGCAGCCAUGGUCAGUUGGGGCACGGAGGUCUCACCUCUGAGGAGGAGCCCAGGGCCGUGGAGGCGCUCUGGGGGAUGCCAAUGAGCUGCAUAGCUACAGGAAGCUGGCACUCUGUCUGUAUUAGUGAUGGGGGAGACCUUUACGUGUGGGGCUGGAAUGAAAGUGGCCAGCUCGGACUUCCAUCACGAGGUCUGAGGAAAGCACUGCAGCAACAAAGCGGCCAACAAGCAGGAGCCUCACGUCAGGAUGCCACCACAUCUCUCACUGAAGAGCCACAGGAGGGAGAGAAGCACGAUGAGGUAUUUAUAGCGAUCCAGGCGUUCCCGGCUCUGCUGGAUAUCACUCCAUCAUGUGAAAUCAGGACAGUCAGCUGCGGCUGCCGCCACACAGCUGCAGUAACAACCACAGGUGACCUCUACACUUGGGGCUGGGGUGACUACGGCCAACUUGGACACCAAACUUUAGUCAGUUCAGAUGAGCCACAGCGUGUGGAGCUCUUCAGGGAGCAGCAGAUGCGUGUGGUUGAUGUCGUGUGCGGAGCGUGGAACACCUUUGCUGCUGUCGUCAAAGAGGAAGUAGGUUGCUCUUAAAACUACUGUGGAAUCCCCUUGAUAAAUGCGGACACUGGACUUUGGACAGCACACCAGGAAGUGUAAAUUAUCUCAACAUAAUCAAGACUUUGAAUCAAAUGUAUUUUGUAAUAUGUAAAUUAUUUUCAUGUGUCUGUAUUAAAAAAAAGAAA